CGCAAUACACCCCCAGCAUCCCGCAGCCUGCAGCGCUGAUGCUAGUCGCGAAAACAGAAGCAGUUCUUUGGAGUGGUCGGGUCCCGUGUGUGUAUUUAUUUUGAAUUAAUUUUGCAAACUGCACCCAUUUUAUGUGCCGCCGCCGCGUCAAGUGCUUCCUUCCGUAGUGUGAAUUGUUUCGUAACUGGUUUCCGGCUUGAGUAAUCGACUUAGUGAAACUUCAGGCAGAAGAAUGUCGUCGUCACCUUUCCGCUACACGCACGCAAUCACCUGCAGAUUCUGGCAUCAAUCCCGAAUUAAAGGCAAUGGAACCCAGCAGGACUCGUCAGGUUAAUCAUGUUUUCCUACGAAUGAACUUUGAUACCAAUGGACUUUCAACAUAAACCUGGGAACUGUGCAACUCAGAAACGGCGAUCGAAAUUCGUAGUGGAAAGGCGUCUUGAUAUCCUAAACAACAAACAUUGGAACCAAUGUAGCUACAAUCCUGGAAAAUUUGCUCACAACGAUAAACGAAAUGUUUCGUGGAAAAGCUCACGCGCUUUGAAACCAUGUGAAAAAUGAAUGAAUAAAAUUCCGCUCUCAUUGCGCACCCGGGGCGAAAUCGAUCUGGAGGAGGCCAAACUGCAACAUGAGGCCUACGUACGAUUGCUGCGCGAUUUGGGCCUGGACGUGCUCGAGCUGCCACCAGAUGAGAAUCUGCCCGAGUGUCCCUUUGUCGAGGACUGCGCCGUCGUGUGCAACGGAAUCGCGCUGAUUUGUCGACCGGGCGAUCCCAACAGGGUGAAGGAGGUUGAUGCCAUUCGGUCCGUGCUGCGGAAGGAGCUCGAUUUGCCGCUGGCGGAAAUCGCCGAUCCAAAUGCGCGGUUAGAUGGUGGCGAUGUGCUUUUUACCGGGCGGGAGUUUUUUGUAGGACUCAGCAAGUGGACCAACGAGGCGGGAGCGCGAGCUGUGGCGUCCGCUUUUCCCGAAUAUCCGUGCGUUCCGAUUAAGGUAGAAGACGUAAAUAUCACUGCAAGUCCGAUCACUUUGGAAUUAGUCAAUGGAGUGAUUCAGGUGGUCGAACAUCACCACCUCAAAUACUACGUCUCGAUGGCGGGGGCGGACGUGCUGUGUGUCAGUCGGAGCAAGGAAUCGCAGGAGAUACUGAAACGCAUCGAGCGCGAGGCCACCUACACGUACAGCACGCUCACGCUGCAGGAGGAACAGGCCGCGAACGUGCUGUUCGCGAACGGGACGCUCAUCCACCGGUCCGUCGAGGAGAUUCCCGAGUCGGCAGUGAUCCUUUCCCAGAAACUGGACAUUCCCCGGCAGAUCGUUCCGAUGACCGAGCUGGGCAAGUUCUCCAACGGCCUCACGGCCUGUUGCAUCUUGGUCAAACGAUCCCGGCACAUCAAAAGUCUGUAGAAGGGCCCGUGCUUUGUUAGUUAGUCACCACCACCAUCGUAUUAAGCUAAUUGUGUCUGUUUACCUUGUUUACCACUAAGUUGUAACGUCUUAUUUAACUAUUUAUUGCCUUUUUUCGUCGGUCUUGUGCUAAAAUUUGUGCUUUAUUAAGUGUGUAGUCAAACUUUUAUUGAAGGAUACUUUGGUUGAAACGGUUAGUGAAAAAUUGUUAAACUUUUCUUUUUUCUAUUGUUUUGAUUGAAAACAAUCUUACCCCACUCGUUAUUUGCUGUUAGAGCUUCAACACUAAUUGACGACUGAAACUAUAAAUUCCAACUUUGAAAUUGCUUUCCAUCUAGUAUGGUUUGGUUAUCCCAUAGUCGCUAGCGCAAUCAUCUAGCUACAUUUGUCGUGUAAACUACUUAGCUAUCCAAGAUUAAUAAAUGUUACACACCAACAGUAGGUUGUGAGGAUAGUUUAGAAUAUAAUAAAUAUAAAAUACGAACCGAAUCUCAGUGCUUCAGCGAGAAGCGCACAACAAACAUUCUCUAUCUCUUCCACACAAAGAGCUACGUAAACUACGAAAUAAACAUUCUAACACUUCCAUUGUUUUAUCUUUCGCUGUCGAAUCUAACGCCAAGCUUCGUGAAAUGCUAUACUUUUUAAUCUAACACUAGUGUAAAGUUACUUUGAAUAAAUAAAAUAUUACUAAGUCGAGCAGUCGACUCUUCUAGUUUAACCGUUUUGUUUUGCUGUCUAAUAGUGGCGUUAAGAAAUAAAAAAAAAAUCUGUAGCUAAUUUAAGAAAUAAACCGUAAGAAAGAAUGACAUCAACAAACUAUAAGCAUCGCAACAAGCAGUAAGUCUCUCAAACGACGAAAUAGUCUUAUUUACAACAGAUUUAUGCAUUCGAAUUUUACUGUAGGAAAGAACAAAACAAAGCAAUUCCACUAGUAGGACAACCCAACUGUAAAGUAAUAGAUCAGAACCUAACAAUGAUGGAGGCGAAAAUAAAGAGAAGUCAUUAAAAUACG
Messenger RNA from Culex pipiens pallens (northern house mosquito), 2416 nucleotides. RefSeq names its product N(G),N(G)-dimethylarginine dimethylaminohydrolase 1. Gene Ontology annotation, biological process: arginine metabolic process; positive regulation of nitric oxide biosynthetic process. The coding region runs from base 562 to 1404 and encodes 280 amino acids. Lineage: Eukaryota; Metazoa; Arthropoda; Insecta; Diptera; Culicidae. The record is from RefSeq and is a predicted model, not a curated record. The transcript is spliced from 9 exons. Gene Ontology annotation, molecular function: dimethylargininase activity; amino acid binding.